UUUCCUCCCCUGACUACCACCCUCUAUUCAGUCAGACGCAAGGCGACCUUCUCCUAGGCGUGUACUCCGAACAGCUAUUUUUCAAUCGACAAACAUGGCGGGAGACUCGGGGAAGAUGAAAAUGUACUGGUAUCCCACCUACCGGUCUGUGCGAACAAUAUGGCUUAUCAAAGAACUAAACGCAGAGAAAGACUUUGAUUUGGUCCGCUUCAGUCCCGGGGACGAUGCCGCUGCUGAUGUCGCCUACCGCAGGGACGUCCACCCCCACUGCACCAUCCCUGCUCUAGUUGGUGCAGGAAAUAUGCCCAUCCUGGAGUCUGGAGCCAUCUGCUUGUACCUGGCCGAUAGAUACGGCAAACUCGUGCCUGACCCCAAGGACAGGGCAGAUUACUACAGCUUCAUCCUCUACGUCACGUCCACCAUCGACGGGAUCCUGGACUUCUUCUACGAACUGUGGGACCUCAACAUGACGUUCACCGAAGACAAGGUCAAGAAGAUGAGAGAUAGGUUCAACGCUUGCCUAGACUUUAUCACCAGGAGGUUGGAGGGCAGGCAGUUCAUCUGUGGAGACAAGUUCACUGCAGCUGACUGCGUCCUUGGCUACGUCACCUAUUACGCAACGGUGUUGAAGGACGGAGAGUUGCUUGCCAACCAUCCCACCAUCCGGGAGUACCGCGACCGCCUCCAAGCGAUGCCAAGCUACCAAGCCACUGUCAAUAUGAAGUAGUUCCUCAAGCCACCCGUGCCUUGUGACCAACCAUUUUAGCUUUACUAGACACAACAACAACAUUCAGUCACUUUGUCAAGACAUACCAUAUGUUUCUCUAAACACAGAAACCAAACAAUGUUUAGAAGACACUUCUGUGUAUGCAAUAUCCACAAUAUAAAGUCUAGGCCUUAAUUAUUUACAUCUGGAACUAGUCCGUUUUUCGUGAUAGUGUUACAUGCAUUUUAUUUAUGAAUUGAUUCCCGUGAUUCAUAUAUGUGAUACAGAUUUAGUGCAUAAUGUAGACACACACAAAUAAACUCUUGUUUUGUAUUG
This is a messenger RNA of Haliotis rufescens (red abalone), 1042 nucleotides long. Its product is annotated as glutathione S-transferase 1-like. Lineage: Eukaryota; Metazoa; Mollusca; Gastropoda; Lepetellida; Haliotidae. Bases 95 to 727 code for a protein of 210 amino acids. The transcript is spliced from 4 exons. The record is from RefSeq and is a predicted model, not a curated record.